GCCUGAAUGAAUGAAGUUUAUAAGAAAUGUCCUUUUUUGGAGUUUUGCUUUAUGUUGUUGCUGUUUUUAUUUCUGGAGCCUUUGAAAAGGCUCUAACAGCAGUGAUCCAAACACAGCAGACUGUGCUGGCAGCAGUGGGAGAAGAUGCUGAAUUCAGCUGUCAGCUCUUGGAGACUAAAGAUGUCCUUCAGGUCACAUGGCAGAAAAUCUCACAUGAUGUGGAGACAAAUGUUGCCACCUACAGCAAGUUCUAUGGUCAGAGAGUGAAUGAUGGCUUUACAGAUAAAGUUGAGUUUAAACAUACUGGACUACAGAACUGCUCCAUAGUCAUCAGGAAUGUGAUGCAGCAGGAUGAAGGCUGCUAUCACUGUCUUUUUAACACUUAUCCUGAAGGCUCAUUCACAGGUACACCCUGCCUCCAAGUCUAUGAGCUGCAUGAACCUGUUGUUGAUGUCAGAGAGUCAAACUCUACUGAAGAGUGGGUUGUUUCCUGUUCAGCCACUGGUCGACCUGCUCCCACUGUAACACUCAGUGUCUCACAACAAGACCUCAACUUGUCACAGUACAACACUGUCAGUGUGUCCAACACCAACGCUACAUUCACUGUCACCACUACAGCUGUGCUCUCAGGUUCAUGUAAACACAGCACACAGGUGGGAUGUGCAGCACGAGUUCUCUCUGCUCCUCAGAGAGAGGUGACUGUCACGACUCCAGAUGAUGAUGAUGGUUUGGAUGAGAAAUCUAAUCACAUAAAUUUCGGAUCCAGGACUUUAGUCAUUCUAUCCUCUGCUGCGUUGUUGUUUGCCUGUGUUUCUGCACUCAUCUUUGUCUGGCUUAGAAAGAAAUCUCAGAGCAGUCAGUCACAUCGGCCGGUUGAGAUGAAUGACAUGGCUACCUGAAGCUACAAUGAGAGAUACUCAGGAGACCAAAACAUCUUCAGGUAAACAACGUGACAGUCAGCGCAAAAAGCGAAUGCCUGCUGACACCACGUGAUGAUCUGGGGCCUUCAUUUGCACUCAUCCAAGUGACUUCUUCACUUGGAUGAGUGACGAAACGUUUCUCCCACAAAAUGCUACGUCCAGAUGAACAGAAUCAACUUUUGGAGAUUACUUUUUGCUUUUUUAUCAAGAAGAGUGUAUUUUCUAAAACAAUGGUGCUAAUUUGACAAAUAACUGCACUAAAGAAAAUGGUAAUUGUUACAGGGAAAUUGCAGUUUUUAUAUCAUCAUUUUGUGCUAUAUAUUUAUAGCAUGUUUAUUUUAUUUAUUUUUUCACCAGUUUUUAAUGUUGUUAUACAUUUUUAUAUUUGGAAACACGAGACCUUGUUGUCCCUUAAUAAAACAGCACUGAAGUUCUGUUUACAAAGCACUAAAAUGUGUUGCACUGAAACAUUUGCAAACCGUUAAAUAAUAUUAUUGUCCU
Molecule: messenger RNA, 1421 nt
Organism: Pelmatolapia mariae (spotted tilapia)
Lineage: Eukaryota; Metazoa; Chordata; Actinopteri; Cichliformes; Cichlidae
Product: OX-2 membrane glycoprotein-like
Exons: 7
Coding region: 27-899 (290 amino acids)
Biological process (GO): heterotypic cell-cell adhesion; negative regulation of neuroinflammatory response
Cellular component (GO): axon; neuronal cell body; cell surface
Molecular function (GO): cell-cell adhesion mediator activity
Source: RefSeq, a predicted model, not a curated record